AUGCCUCGCAUAUGGAAACAUCCGUCGAUAUCGACAACUCCUGUUAUCAAUGGGCCGCCGAUAUCGAGCACUCCUGUUAUCAAUGGGCCGCCGAUAUCGAGCACUCCUGUUAUCAAUGGGCCGCCGAUAUCGAGCACUCCUGUUAUCAAUGGGCCGCCGACAUCGAGCACUCCUGUUAUCAAUGAGCCACCGAUAUCGAGCACUCCUGUUAUCAAUGAGCCGCCGAUAUCGAGCACUCCUGUUAUCAAUGGGCCGCCGUCGAUAUCGACAACUCCUGUUAUCAAUGGGCCGCCGAUAUCGAGCACUCCUGUUAUCAAUGAGCCACCGAUAUCGAGCACUCCUGUUAUCAAUGAGCCGCCGAUAUCGAGCACUCCUGUUAUCAAUGGGCCGCCGUCGAUAUCGACAACUCCUGUUAUCAAUGAGCCACCGAUAUCGACAACUCCUGUUAUCAAUGGGCAGCCGAUAUCGAGCACUCCUGUUAUCAAUGAGCCGCCGAUAUCGACAACUCCUGUUAUCAAUGGGCCGCCGAUAUCGAGCACUCCUGUUAUCAAUGGGCAGCCGAUAUCGAGCACUCCUGUUAUCAAUGGGCCGCCGAUAUCGAGCACUCCUGUUAUCAACGAGCCACCGAUAUCGACAACUCCUGUUAUCAAUGGGCAGCCGAUAUCGAGCACUCCUGUUAUCAAUGAGCCGCCGAUAUCGAGCACUCCUGUUAUCAAUGAGCCACCGAUAUCGAGCACUCCUGUUAUUAUCAAUGAGCCGCCGAUAUCGAGCACUCCUGUUAUCAAUGAGCCACCGAUAUCGAGCACUCCUGUUAUCAAUGAGCCGCCGAUAUCGAGCACUCCUGUUAUCAAUGAGCCGCCGAUAUCGAGCACUCCUGUUAUCAAUGGGCCGCCGUCGAUAUCGAGCACUCCUGUUAUUAUCAAUGAGCCGCCGAUAUCGAGCACUCCUGUUAUCAAUGAGCCACCGAUAUCGAGCACUCCUGUUAUUAUCAAUGAGCCGCCGAUAUCGAGCACUCCUGUUAUCAAUGAGCCGCCGAUAUCGAGCACUCCUGUUAUCAAUGAGCCGCCGAUAUCGAGCACUCUCCUUGCCGCCAGGUCGGACCACCUCGGGUGCGGACUGCGGACUAGUGCGGACAGAUUUGAACGGAGGCGGGCUGGGAGCAUUGACUCUGUCCUCUCACUCUCUCACUAUCUCCAUCUCGCUCUAUCUCUCUCUGCUGCAACAGCCAACUCCAGCCUUGAGUUUGGGCCCAACAAAGUUGCCCAUGUGGGCUGUUUUCUGGACGCUGAUGUCGGCAGUCGGCUGCACUAA
Macrosteles quadrilineatus (aster leafhopper) is the source of this 1311-nucleotide messenger RNA. RefSeq lists its product as uncharacterized. NCBI's taxonomy places the organism in Eukaryota, Metazoa, Arthropoda, Insecta, Hemiptera, Cicadellidae. The record is from RefSeq and is a predicted model, not a curated record. Bases 1 to 1311 code for a protein of 436 amino acids. The transcript is spliced from 3 exons.